CCGGCGGCUCCAUCCCGGGCACCCCAGGGCCGUGGCUGCCGCCGCCGCGCUCCAGGAUCGCAGGGAGCGGCUGCUGCUGGAGGCGCGGGCGAGGGAUUGGCUUUACCCGUCUGCGGACUCCCUUCUGCCGUGGGGAGCAUGAUGACGGCCAUCCUGGAGCGUAUCAGCACCUUGUCCGUCAGCGGGCAGCAGCUCCGCCGCCUCCCCAGACUCCUGGAGGAAGGCUUCCCCAAGAUGCCCUGCACUGUCGAAGAAUCCGACGUGCCCCAGCUCUUCCGGGAGCCGUACAUCCAGACGGGGUACCGCCCCAUCGGCCAGGAGUGGCGCUACUACUUCUUCAGCCUGUUCCAGAAGCACAAUGAGGUGGUCAACGUCUGGACUCACCUGCUGGCGGCCUUGGCUGUGUUGCUGAGGUUCAAGGCCUUUGCAGAAGCAGAGGAGCUGUCCUUGGACGUCUCAGCCUUGCCUUUGUUCAUCUUCGUGCUGUCCUCCCUCACCUACCUAACCUGCAGCCUCUUGGCCCACCUACUGCAAUCCAAGUCGGAGCUGUCUCACUACACCUUCUACUUCGUGGACUACGUCGGGGUCAGCGUCUACCAAUACGGCAGUGCCCUGGCCCAUUUCUACUACAGUGCGGACCAAGCCUGGUACGACAAGUUCUGGCUCUUCUUCCUCCCCGCGGCUGCCUUCUGCGGCUGGCUCUCUUGUGCUGGCUGCUGCUACGCCAAGUACCGGUACCGGCGCCCCUAUCCCCUCAUGAGGAAGAUGUGUCAGGUGAUCCCAGCAGGGCUGGCGUUCGUCUUGGACAUCAGCCCAGUUGCACACCGGGUGGUCAUGUGCCACUUGGGGGGCUGCGAGGAGCAGGCUGCCUGGUACCACACCUUCCAGAUACUGUUCUUUCUAAUCAGUGCUUAUUUCUUCUCCUGCCCAGUCCCCGAGAAGUAUUUCCCGGGCUCCUGUGAUAUAAUCGGCCACGCCCAUCAGAUCUUCCACAUGUUCUUGGCCCUUUGCACGCUCUCGCAGCUGGAGGCCAUCUUCCUGGAUUACAAGAUCAGGCAGGAGAUUUUCCUGAGUAGACAUGGACCCCUCUCCAUCUACCUGUCCUGUGCCUCUUUCUUUGGCCUGGUGGCCUGUAGUGCCAUCACGGCUCACUUCCUGCAGUGCAGGAUCAAAGUGGGGCUGGCUAAAAGAGACUCCUGAGAGACCGUUGCGAAGACUAGACAGACACUGACUGGCUGGUACUGAUUCGGUGGAAACCAGCGGAGGAUAAUUUAUAGAGACAUAACAAAUUGGUUUGUUUGCAUAACAGUUUGUCUAAUUUAUAACUGAGAAAUGGGUGGCAGGCUGGAGUCGCUUUAUGAGAGCCCUUCUGUCUAAGGCGUUUUUACUUGAGUGGCUGCCUCUUGCAAUGCAGGGGUGUUUUUUUAAGCCAGAUUGGGGCAUUUAACCAAGGAUGCUUGGAUUAGGCGGAGGUUUCUAGUUUGUUCCACGCUAGUAAAUCUGCAGGGAAUAUUACAUUGAAUAUCAGGAAAAACUAAGGGUCAUUAAACUGUAGAGCAGUCUCCUAGGGGAAGCACAUGGCUAGAGUCAUUUAAGACUUCACAAAGCACAGGAGACUGUGCAGUGUGGAUCAGUCCUGCACUGGCAGGGGGCAUGGACAAGAUGACCUACUAGGUCUUUUCCAUCUCUGCUAUACGUGGGCUUGAUCCUGCUCCCAUUUAAGUCAACAGCAAAAUUUCAGCAGGAGCAGGAUUGGGCCAUAUGAAUCUCAAUUUUCAGGGUGUAGCUGCGGAGGUCUGGGUGGCACAGUGCUAUGUAACGUACAGCUGCACACGCCCUUUAUAUAUCUCCAAGUUAGAUUCUUGUGACUCAUGUUCUCUCAACUCUUCCCUCCUGAAAUAAAUCGUACCAGGGUCUUAGGAUAACUUUGCCAAAUCUUUGUUGUAGAGAUGGGUCUGGACCAAAACUCUAGAUCCAUCUAUCCCGAGACUUUGGGGAUG
Molecule: messenger RNA, 2000 nt
Organism: Terrapene triunguis (Three-toed box turtle)
Lineage: Eukaryota; Metazoa; Chordata; Testudines; Emydidae
Gene: PAQR8
Product: progestin and adipoQ receptor family member 8
Biological process (GO): response to steroid hormone
Cellular component (GO): plasma membrane
Molecular function (GO): nuclear steroid receptor activity; steroid binding
Source: RefSeq, a predicted model, not a curated record